UCUUCUCAUCAUCGCAACCUCAAAGCUCUCGUUAAGACAGAGACUUGGUGGCUUGAGUGAGAGAUGGCAGCACCGGCAGAGACGAUGAACAAGCCCGGCGCCGAGGUUCUCAAGGCACUCACCUCGGUGUUCCAGCCGGGGAAGCUUGCCGUCGAGGCGAUUCAGGUGGAUGAGAAUGCGGCCCCGACACCGCCCAUCCCGGUGCUGAUCGUCGCACCCAAGGAUGCGGGAACCUACCCCGUCGCUAUGCUCUUGCACGGCUUCUUCCUCCAUAACCACUUCUACGAACACCUUCUCCGGCACGUCGCGUCCCACGGCUUCAUCAUUGUCGCGCCCCAGUUCAGCAUCAGUAUCAUACCUUCGGGUGACGCCGAGGACAUCGCCGCGGCAGCCAAGGUGGCAGACUGGCUCCCCGACGGCCUCCCGUCCGUGCUGCCCAAAGGCGUCGAGCCGGAGCUCUCGAAGCUCGCCUUGGCCGGCCACAGCCGAGGAGGCCACACGGCUUUCUCCUUGGCCCUGGGGCAUGCCAAGACCCAGCUAACCUUCUCCGCGCUCAUCGGCCUCGACCCCGUCGCCGGCACGGGGAAGUCCUCCCAGCUCCAGCCCAAGAUCCUCACCCACGAGCCCUCCUCCUUCGGCAUGGCCAUGCCGGUGCUGGUCGUCGGCACCGGGCUCGGCGAGGAGAAGAAGAACAUAUUCUUCCCUCCCUGCGCACCGAGGGACGUGAACCACGCGGAAUUCUACCGCGAGUGCAGGCCGCCCUGCUACUACUUUGUGACCAAGGACUACGGGCAUCUGGACAUGCUGGACGACGGCGCCCCCAAGUUCAUCACCUGCGUCUGCAAGGAUGGGAACGGGUGCAAGGGCAAGAUGAGGAGGUGCGUUGCUGGGAUCAUGGUGGCAUUUCUGAAUGCUGCCCUUGGUGGGAAAGAUGGAGAUCUUGAGGCCAUACUGAGAGACCCGGCGGUUGCACCAACCACGCUUGAUCCGGUUGAGCACCGCCUGGCGUGAAGCAGCAGCUGGCUCAUGCCAAAGUUAGCCUGCCGCAGGUUGGCCCACUAAAUAAAGUACAGACGUAUUCCCUCCGUUCCAAAAUACUUGAUUUCCAUUUGUUCAAAAAUAGAUGUAUCUAUAUAGUAAAACAUGUCUAGAUACAUCUAUACUUUGACAAAUGAAAGACAUGUAUUGUGAAACCGAGGGAGUACCUCUAAGCAAUUUGCUUCACUUGUUCAUGCAAGCUAAAACUGCUGCUGCUUUAGCUCUUGUGAGCCUGCAAUGGUACUUCUGCUCUGUUUCCAGAUGUAUACUACUCUUGUGAGUAUAAAUCUUGGUUUUCGUGUCUUGGGCUGGAAUAUGCCGUCUGAUCCCAAGCAUACUAGGUGCAGUUCUGAUCCUAUGGAGAAUUUGUAAUCUAGUGUCAGACAUGUAUCUAGUUGACAAUGAACAAUAACGUACUAAAACAAACGUUGAUGCAGAAUCAGCAUCAAGUAAUCUA
Messenger RNA from Triticum urartu, 1495 nucleotides. RefSeq names its product chlorophyllase-1-like. The record is from RefSeq and is a predicted model, not a curated record. NCBI's taxonomy places the organism in Eukaryota, Viridiplantae, Streptophyta, Magnoliopsida, Poales, Poaceae. Gene Ontology annotation, molecular function: chlorophyllase activity. Gene Ontology annotation, biological process: chlorophyll catabolic process.